AUGCUGGGCAAGCAGCCCGAGGGCAUCGAGGCCCAGAGUGCCGUUGCCUCAACUCUCAUCAAUGACAUUGAAAAGACAGCACCGGAAGGGUCAUGCCAGAAGAUAACCCUGCCAAUCAAGCCUCAACCAGGCACAGAUGCCGUUUACGCCGCUAAAUCUGCACUACUGAGCCAAGCUCUUCAGGACCUUGGUAUGGGACGGUACCAGUGGUUCCUGGUCCUUGCUACCAGUGUUGGCUGGUUUCUCAGUAGCUUCUGGCUCAUGUCCUUUAAGCUCAUCGCGCCACCCGCCGCCAAUGAGGCCAGGUUCUUUUUCUCUUCCUCUGGUGACCGCGAAGCCUUCCUAUUCAUCAGUCUUUUUGUCGGGCUCACCAUUGGUGCAGUCUCAUGGCCGUGGAUGUCCGACCGGCUUGGUCGCAAGUGGAUCUUUAGCAGUACUUUGGUGCUCAUGGGGAUGGGUGGUCUCGUCGGUGCGGGCAUGCCGUCGUUUACGGGGCUGUGUGUCGUCGGCUCCGUGAUAGGAUUCGCCGUGGCUGGGAAUGUGUUAAUCGAUGCUAUUAUCCUCAUUGAAUGGGUGCCGGCGUCGCAUCAGUUUUUGGUGUGUUUGCAGGGAGCUUUCUGGGGGUUGGGAGAAUUAGCGGCUGCAGCUGUAGGAUGGCCAUUCAUUAGCGAAUAUACCUGCGGUACCGGUCCCGGCGAGCUCAGCACAGAGCAAGCCAUUUCCCAUCAAUCUCGAGCGGUACACUCUUCAUCCUCUGGCAGCUGCCACUAUGUAAGCAACAAAGGCUGGCGCUACAUCUGGUGGACCUUUGGCUGCAUCACCCUUUUUCUCUACCUUUGUCGUUUUUGUUUCCCUCUCUAUGAAACACCAAAGUAUCUCCUCUCGCGGCGUCGUGAUGCCGAGGCAACACAGCUAGUCAAGGAUAUGGCGUCGUAUAAUCGCCACACCAUGUGGCUCUCCGAGGCAUCGUUUGCACGAAUUGACUCGACUGUUGAUGUUGAUUUUCAACGAUCUCCACAAUCUAGUCUUCGUGUAUUGAUCAGCUCAACAGGGGGAAGUCUGCGCGCCGGUAUCCUUGCUCUCAUUUGGUGCGUCACCGGACUGACAUUCGUCCUCCACCCGAAUUAUCUCCGCUUGUACCUCUCCAGCAAGGGUGUUUCAGCCGUGACGGCCACAACUGUAUCCACAAGCUUCCUGUAUAGCAGGUAUCUAUAUGCCUCGCUAUGCGGGAUCCCCGGUCCCAUUUUCGCUGCAUUUCUGGUAAAGGCAAAAUAUGGCGGCAGGACACGGACCGGUGCCCUUAUUGCCCUACUAACAGGCAUACUAAUGCUUGUUGCGCCAGAAUCACGCUCUGGACGUGCCGCGUUCGCGUUCAGCUGCCUUCUCUCAUGCACGCAGCAUGCUGGACUAGCUAUUUUGAUCACAUACUCAGUAGAGAUCUUUGCCGCGCCGGCCCGGGGCUUUGUGCUGGGGGUUAUGGGGUCUUUGGGGGGGAUUUUUGGGCUACUUGGGAUGACCGUCACUACUUUCAACGCCACAGUCGCAAAUGGAGCGGCUGUAUGGUUUAGCGGGGCUGUGUGGAUUGUUAUGGCGGGAUUAUGGUUUGUUUUGCAGGAAAGAGAAGUAGCAGCGUGA
Molecule: messenger RNA, 1635 nt
Organism: Aspergillus ruber CBS 135680
Lineage: Eukaryota; Fungi; Ascomycota; Eurotiomycetes; Eurotiales; Aspergillaceae
Product: MFS general substrate transporter
Exons: 3
Coding region: 1-1635 (544 amino acids)
Biological process (GO): transmembrane transport
Molecular function (GO): transmembrane transporter activity
Source: RefSeq, a predicted model, not a curated record